Linum trigynum is the source of this 1069-nucleotide messenger RNA. Lineage: Eukaryota; Viridiplantae; Streptophyta; Magnoliopsida; Malpighiales; Linaceae. The record is from the annotation of a GenBank genome assembly.
CGAAUGCCCACCCCUACCACCACCUGAUGCAGCGAAAUCCACAGCGUUUCCCUCCCCUGUACCUUCCUGUGAGGAAGCCAUGCCUGCAGAAAUUAUCAAAGGUGGUGAAUCAACAGAUGUUGCCGCGGCAGAGACCUGUGCAGGGAUUUGUCCCGUCGGGGAGGCAGUUGUGGUUCGAGUGGAUAACCGGAGGGCUGGUACUAUUGCUACUACUGCUAUGGUAGGAGCAUCAAGAGCGUCGAGAACGAUGAAGCGACCGAGACUGUUUUUGCCUGGGCAGAGUAUAUUGGACAGGGGCCCAGCAUCAUUGAACCAGACACUGAGAGCAUCACUCGUGGAGAGGAAAAUCAAGAAGGCUGGCAGGUUGACCAAGUUGUUGGCAUUGUUAGGGUUGGAUCAAUUUGUGAUGAUCUUCCGCAGCAGUAGCGUUGGUAAGUUUCAGCUGGUUAACCUGACGAUGGAGAAGCUGAAAGAUAUGGGUGCUGAUGUUGUUGGUCCAAGGAGGAAGUUGAUGCAUGCUAUUGACUGCAUUUGCCAGUCAUCGUGCUAAGACUUUCAUGGUUGUUGCUACAGUUCUCUGACGCAUAUGGAAAUCCUGAAAUUGGGUUGUCUUUGAAGGCAAACAGUUUGGUGUCCAAACUUUAAUGCGACAGUUUCAUCAGCAAUAUCAGGAGUGGGUCAGUAUCCCUGUUAAUCGGGUGAACCGUUCCUUAAGUAUUGUGGCGGGUCGCCUAGGUGAGGAGGGCCCCUCGUCUAUUGUUUGCACGUGGGAUGGGGCAACAAGGGCUGGGUCGCACUCGGCUGGUGGUUUAGUUGUUAAGGAUUGUGGGGAGGGUCAUGGUGGCCAAAGGAAGUUUCCGGAUAUUGAUGAUCCGAUGGUAAUUGAGCUUCUUGUUCUCCGGGAAGCUAUCACUUGGUGUCUGGAGCUGGGUUUCACGGGGGUGCGGUUUGAGGGGGACGCCAAGGUUGUUAUUGACAAGCUUAAUCAGGCCGACACUCGGGAUAGCAGAUUGGGGAGCAUCCUGGAAGAAGUUGUGAGGCUAUUUGCUAGUCAGAAAAUAUUCUGUGU